GACGCUUAACAAUGACGCGAGUUUGACAGCACACAUACCUAUAUAACUGUGGUAGGAGUGUGUAUACCUGUGUACCUACACGACUAGGGGUAUGUAUUACUUGUCGGCCAUGGUUUAACACUAACAACCACGUCCACAGCAGUGCCUAUAAUUCCGAGUGCCAAAAUUGGUAAUCAGUUGUGUUUGUGUAUAAACUUUUCGUAUUUCAAAAUGGAGGAUUCAAUAUUUGGAUACAUCUGUUAACCAACAUGGACAAUCGGACAUUCAUUUUACCUGUCCUCUUGAUAUGGCAGUAUCUGCAGUGUGUGAGGGGACAAUCAUGUGACUCCAUGUCUGAUGGUUCGGCUGCCGACUGCUGGUAUACCUUUUGGUAUGUCUGGGUGGCUUUCGGUUUAUUUUUGAUUGUUGUGAUUACAAUUUUAAUCCUCUACUACAAACAUAAAUCAAAACGGAGAAACAGAGUACAACGAAUCGGACCUGCUAUGCCCCGAGAGCCGCCACCGUACAUGGCUCCCAGUCAGGAACCACCAGCCUACGACGACGCAAUAAAGGAAAGUAUAGCAGUACCUCCUGGAUUCCAUGGCGACAUCAGACAUCUACGGGCGAUGCAAAUACGUCAACGAAACGAAGAAAAUCACGAACGAUUAUACAUUCAGCGACAAUUAGCGGCGAAUCGGCAACCGAGUGACGUCAGCAUAAUUUCCGUACCACCAGCUUACGUAGAACCGAGUAAUACAUCUGGACAACCCAUUCCAUAUACACAUCUACCUUUGGGUGUACACCCACCCGUACGACACAUACCAAAUAAUAAUAAUAACACUCAUAAUCAGCAGCAGCAGCCACAGGGUCAGGUACUUCCUCAACGUCCAGCACGACUAGGACAAGCAAGGUCUACACAACAGCAAACAACAGCCCCAACUUCACGAAUACCCCAACGGCCAGCACGUUUAGGACAGCAACAGCAGGCACCACAACAGGGACAACAAGCAAGCGACCCACAAACUCUUAACACACCACAGCAAACACAACCUCCUCCUAGAACGACAAGACGGUAAUGCGUCGCUUGUAUCUGCAUCAGCUCAAACUAUAUGAAUAAAAUAUUUGAUGUUUGGAUUAAUAUGGAUAAGGAAACGUCGUGUGCUUCUAUUAUCCGGCGCUAAGCUGGUACCUUUAUUGUAAAGUUUCCCUUGAUUUUAAUGAAAUGCAUCUGGUAGUUGUCAAAAGAUUUAUUGAUACAAUAUAUUUGAUAACAUGAAUCUGUUUUAUUUAAUAUACUAUUUGUUAUUAAUUUGUAUUGCCUGUGUAACUAACAAACAUGUAAAGGAAUUCCUUUCGUCGGACGACGGAAGUGUAAGCCACAAAGACUCCCAGGAGUUGAGUAAGCCGGUGCUAGUCAUUUUGUGUUGAUCACAUCAAACUCUGUCCUGGUGCUGUGUGGUAUAAUUACAUGAUCCAUCUUUCUGUGAUAUUUCUUACCCUUUUAUUGCUGUAUAUAUAAAGUCCCUUGUUUGAGCAGUAUUAUGUAUAAUGUAUGAUAUAUGUUUAAGUAUGAAGCAUCUGGACAUUCUAAUGUUCUCUAGCAAUUUUGGUACCUGUUUUCUUUAAAUUCAAUAUAAAAGAAAGCCACAUAGGCUUUCUAUGUUUCAGUCUGUGAUAUGCAAGUAUGAAUAUGCCUUUUUAUCAUGUAUAUAUUGUUGUACGUUAUUUGCCUCGUGACUAUAUAAUCUAUUAAUGAUACGGGACGAUAGAAGAGUCCUAAAAUGGUAUAUACCUAGCGACAAGGGUGCAUCUAUUUCUCGUAAAGAAUUGUUUAUAUUUGGCGCGGGUUGUAUUUGAUGGAAGCAAAUUAAAAAAGCUUCGACAAAUUCGACAAAACACCAUUUUAGAAAUGCAUUUCAUUUUUUACGUGCAUUAGGUACUGUAUGUAUAUCAAAGCCUAUUGACAGCAUAAUUAAUAAUAGUAACUGGUGUUUCGUCUCACAUUUUUAUGUUGACUAACUUUUCAUUGUGGCUAAUACCUGUUAAAUAUUGACAUGUUUAUACCAUGGUAUAACAGAUUUAUAUGAAUCAUUUGUGUGUAAUAAGUAUAUUGAAUUCCAAUGUGUAACUUCGUUGUAUACAAGAUUAUUGGUUAAUAUUUCCGUCCAAGUCAUAUUUUAUAUAUUGAGUUGGGAUUGGUCAUUUAUUAUACUGAGCGGAUAUAAUAAUAGAAUGAGAGACAUUUUACAUAUAUAGCUUACUGUAUGUAUCAAUAAGGGUUGAAGCUAAUUCUGUUGAACUAAUUUACCAUUACUAGUCUCAUUUCCAUUUAAGAAAUUGAACUUUCGCCAGAUAUGCCGAGGAUCAAUUGCAUUAACAAAAUCCAAACUCCAUUCUUUAAGCUAAUACCUUCAUUGAAAUCUUGUUUAAAGACAAAAACGAUCCCCAACCAGGUUUUGUUUUCAAACCAACUCUCCUUUAAACCUUUCUAAUAAUCCAGCCACCCCCCCCCCCCCCCCCCCCCUCCGAUGUAACUGUUUCAGAACCAUAAUAAACUAUAGGUAUACGUGUUUGUUAUUGUUGCAUUGUACACCGUAUAAUAAUGCCUUUGUAUUAUGCACGCAGUUGUCUCCUUAAUUGUAGAUGGUUGUGUACAUUUAUCCUGUAAGCUGACACUUAAACUUGUAAAAUUAACUGCGCAUUUUGAAAUGUGUUAAAUAUCUGUGAUAUUUUUAAAUGGCAUUGGAUGUCCGUCCAUUUGAUUGUUUUUAUUUGCUUAAUAUUAUUUAUUUCUUUACUCGUAUAUAUUGACGUGGAAUCAUGUGUGGUUUGAUAACUAAUUUAUAUAAUUGCGUUUGUUGGAUUGAACAACUAAGCAUUAAAUAAAUAAACAAGUUUA
This is a messenger RNA of Pecten maximus, 2878 nucleotides long. RefSeq names its product myb-like protein K. The transcript is spliced from 5 exons. Bases 249 to 1055 code for a protein of 268 amino acids. The record is from RefSeq and is a predicted model, not a curated record. NCBI's taxonomy places the organism in Eukaryota, Metazoa, Mollusca, Bivalvia, Pectinida, Pectinidae.